This is a messenger RNA of Limulus polyphemus (Atlantic horseshoe crab), 2775 nucleotides long. Its product is annotated as cyclic nucleotide-gated channel rod photoreceptor subunit alpha-like. The record is from RefSeq and is a predicted model, not a curated record. Gene Ontology annotation, molecular function: cGMP binding; intracellularly cAMP-activated cation channel activity; intracellularly cGMP-activated cation channel activity. Bases 1 to 2775 code for a protein of 924 amino acids. Gene Ontology annotation, cellular component: plasma membrane; intracellular cyclic nucleotide activated cation channel complex. Lineage: Eukaryota; Metazoa; Arthropoda; Merostomata; Xiphosura; Limulidae. Gene Ontology annotation, biological process: monoatomic cation transmembrane transport. The transcript has 5 exons.
AUGCGGGCAUUGACUUCUUACAAGAAUAGAGUUGUGUACAUUACACAGGACACUGAAGCUAUGAAGCGUAUGUCUAUGCCGAAUAUGAAAAAGAACAUAGAAUCAGCGAAUAUUGUUAAAUCUACAGCUUAUAUUAAACAGGGAAAACCAUUUGAUGAAGAUCUGGGUGAAAUCGCAGUUGUCAGUAAUGCUGCACCGGAGAAUGUUAAAUAUGGGAGAGGUACUCUAACCUGUAACGGGCCUCGUGUGAUCCCAGGUAUCAUCACCUCUACACGCACAGAGAGCGCGCGGGUCUUGUCGGAACAGCGACUUACUGUCAGUAGCCCACGCAUGCGCACAGUCUCACCCCUUAAGUCUACUAAAUCUUCCGAAAACUUGAAAACGAAAUCGGCAUCGAGACAAAGCCUCCUGGAAACUGUGGCCAGUAAACUCUACACGGGAGAUAUAAAGCGCCGAUCACGUGACUCCAUGACCUUCGUGAAUAAAGUUCGCCACAAUCCCGAAUUAGAAAUUUCUCGCAAAACAAGAGAGCAAAGGAGAAAGGAGAUCAAGAGAGAGUUUGAGAAGUGGGAAACAUCAACUUCAGGCAGCGACAGAAACGGUUGUAGUUGGAAUUUUGUUCUUGAUCCAUCGGGUAGACUUUGUUAUUAUUGGUCCAUGAUUGUAAGUGUGGCUUUCCUCUAUAAUUUCUGGGUGAUUAUCUAUCGUUUUGCCUUCCAAGAGAUUAAUACACAAACUAUAGUGGCCUGGUUUACUCUGGAUUAUAUUGCUGAUUUCCUUUACGUUAUUGAUAUCUGUUUCCAUUUUCAGACUGGAUAUUUAGAAGAAGGGGUUUUGCAGACGGACUAUGACAAACUCAGAAAACACUACAUGAACUCUACCAUGUUUUACAUUGAUUGUCUGUGUCUUCUCCCAUUAGACUUUCUGUAUCUAUCCAUUGGUUUUAACUCGAUUCUUCGGUGCCUUCGUCUGGUAAAGAUUUAUCGCUUUUGGGCUUUCCUCGAUAGAACAGAGAGACACACCAACUAUCCAAACAUCUUUCGAACUCUCUCUCUUAUCCACUAUCUCCUGGUUAUAUUUCAUUGGAAUGCUUGUCUGUUUCACAUCAUCUCUAUAAAUGGUGGGUUUGGUUCGCGCAAUUGGUUUAAUCCACGUGGUGAAAACUGCAUCGAUGUCCUUUGUGAAUAUCUUCACUCCUUUUAUUGGAGCACGCUGGCCUGGACGACAAUAGGAGACCUACCCCGGCCGAGGACUACAGAAGAGUACCUCUUUCUUGUACUGGAACUGGUAUUUGGAUUAUUUCUCUUUGCUGCUGUCCUGGGCCACGUGGCUAAUAUUGUGACAAACGUUAGUGCCGCUAGAAAAGAGUUUCAAGCAAAGUUGGAUGCAGUCAAAACCUACAUGCGCAUGCGCAGAGUACCCGAUCAUCUUCAAAACAAAGUCAUCAAAUGGUUUGAUUACUUGUGGAUGACCCAGAAAUCAUCUGAUGAAGAAAGGUCUGUUGGCUUCCUUCCAGACAAACUUAAAGCCGAAAUUGCCAUCCACGUACACUUGGACACUCUGAAACGGGUAGAGAUCUUUCAGAAUACAGAAGCAGGUUUUCUCUGUGAGCUGGUGUUAAGGUUGAGACCCGUUCUCUUUAGCCCAGGGGACUACAUUUGUCGAAAAGGAGAAGUGGGAAAGGAAAUGUACAUAGUGAAUCGCGGCCGUCUUCAAGUGGUCACGGACAGUGGAAAAACCGUUCUAGCUUCACUCAGAGCAGGAAGUUACUUUGGUGAAAUCAGCAUAUUAAAUAUGGGCACAGCCGGAAACCGCCGAACGGCUUCAGUACGUUCCGUUGGUUAUUCGGAUCUUUUCUGUUUAUAUAAAAAAGAUAUGUGGGAUGUGUUGAAAGAUUACCCGGCGGCCAGAAUCCGACUGGAGGCCAUAGCUGUUAAGAGGUUAGAAAAAUACAGGAAAGGACCUUUGAGAAAAAUUGCUGUAGGUAGAAGCAGAAGCACCCCAGGGCUGGUUGAAUCUCAUGGCAAGUUGCCUGUAGAGGAAAUUCAGAUGGCGCAACGUGCUGCAUAUUUUUUGUCAGAUUACGAUAUUCAUGAAGCAAACGAAGAUACUGUUCCUUUAAGUUCAAUGGAUUAUAAGACCAGUAAUAAUACAAAGUGCAAUGUAGAAUCAGAAGCCAACGUUCAUUCUCAUUACCAGACGUUGGGGUCAUUUUCUCCAGUUUUUUGCACACCUGAGUCUCCAAGACCAACAUCCACUCACCCUAUUUUAAGUGACGAUUACAAAGAUCCAAUUAGUGGGUUUAGGAGAGUAUCUCCAGUCAAUUUCCUUUACCCCAGUCCAUCAUCCCCAUAUUUUUUCCAUUCCACACCUCCCAACACAUUGGAUGUUUCUCCUUUGACAAAUUACUCAGCAUUAGGUCCAGUCAAAGUAGACCGCAAGUUUUUGGUUGAACCAGGAUCUAAUUCCAGUCAACUCUUUGCCCCUUCACUGAAUUUGGACGACAGAGAAAAUGUAAGGCCCUUCAGUAUCCAAACUUCCAGUGAAAACCAUCAGGAGGUGUCAGUAGUUGAAAUUAAACAUCUAAGAGAACGACUUGUAACACUGGAAGCCGAAAAUGCGUCCAUGAGUCUGAAACUUAAUAAGCGUCAACAACAAGUAGAAAACAGACUUUCUGAAAUAGAGCUACAAAUCUGUGGAGCUGGAAGUGGUGCUAAUAGCUCUAGUAGCGGGAACAGUAAUGGCAGUGACAGAAAUCGAGAGUCUCUCAUAUAG